CUUUAGCAAUAGCAAUUGUGGAAGUUGGAAAAACCCAAUUAACCUUUUGUCUCUUUAAUUAGGUUUUCGAUUAAUGGCCAUUGUCCGUUUCUUCUUCCACAGCGAUUAAUUGAUCAUAUCUGCUGCAAAGGAAGGAAGCUACAAGAAGCUAUUAAGACUCAUUUGCCGAUACUUUCCCACCACUUUCCACAGAGGCAUCGUCUCAGAGAUUUUCCUGCCGCAGAGGUCAUGGCAGAGACGCUGGCCGAAUCAGAGAAAACUUUGGGAGACAUCAGCAAGAUACGGAAACCCAACUGAAAGAUCUUUCCCUAAACCCAAAAACCCAAAUCAGAGAAAGAAGGUUCAGUACUUUUUGGCUUAUUAUUUCGGACAGAUGGAAGAAAAGUAAGAAAUGCCCAUGGCAUAAUUGGGGGAGCUUUAAUGGUUGCGCUCUGUCAAGAGAAAAAUGCACAUGAAAGAAAUGAUAAUGGAGUGGGGGAGAGGCCAGUGCUGCUGCUGGAGCUCUCCCCUGUUGGGCCUUUAAAAGCUCCAGCAUCUGAUGGGGUUGCAGAGCUUUGCUUGAAUUUCAUUUUCGUUUAAAAGAUCAAAGAAGAGGAUAUUGUCACAAGAGAGGGGCAUGGAAACCCAAUGUGGGUUCUGAAGGAGAAAUAUAAAAUACACGUCGCUCCAGAAAGCGCACUCAGAGAGAGAGAGAGAGAAAGAGAGUGAGAGUGGGUGCUGUUUGGGAGGUCUACGGAGUUUGUCAUUGGUGGAAGUAGGAAUUAGGCGCUUUUUUUGAAUUUGAGAAGGUGGGUAUGAGUCUUUUUCUGUGAUUAUUACUCCUUUUUCAAUGGAUUCACUUUUAUGUAGAUUUUCGUUUGUUUUGUGUAGAAAGUUUGAAGUUCUUCUUUCCCUCCUUUAUUUACACGUAUAUUAUAUAAUCCCUGAAUCUGUUUGUGGUAUCUUUUUGUCUUGUAUUACAGUUCUUCACGAGGUGUUGUCAGAGACUCAGAAUACUGUUUUUCAAAAACAAAAAAGACCAAUCUUCAUUUCUACAUUUGCUGAUUAUUUUAAGAUUUGAUGCUUUUUUGUUAAUCUUUUGCUCCACUCUGUUCUCGUCACUUAUCUGCUUUGCGACUAGCUGUAAGGAUCUCAAAGAACCACUCCGAGUUAGAGAGAGAAUGGGGAGAGCUACAAGGUGGCUGAGAGGCUUGCUGGGGAUGAAGAAAGAGAAGGACCAUGCUGACAAUUCCAGUGCCGCAGACCGGAAAGAGAAGAAAAGGUGGAGCUUUGCGAAGUCCGGCAAGGAUUCGGGGCAACUGGGUCAGAUUCCUGUGAACCUUCCCGCCGGUGAUACUUCCUGGCUGAGAUCUUACAUUUCUGAGACGGAGAACGAGCAGAACAAGCACGCGAUUGCAGUGGCUGCGGCUACAGCGGCGGCCGCAGAUGCCGCCGUGGCCGCUGCACAGGCUGCCGUGGCUGUUGUGAGGCUGACCAGCCAUGGCAGAGGAACUCUGUUCGGUGGGGGCAGAGAGAGGUGGGCUGCUGUUAAGAUUCAGACCGUUUUUAGGGGCUAUUUGGCCCGAAAGGCGCAUCGAGCUCUAAAAGGGCUGGUGAAGUUGCAGGCUCUUGUUAGAGGAUAUCUUGUUCGGAAGAGAGCUACUGCAACUCUUCAUAGCAUGCAAGCUCUCAUACGAGCUCAGGCCGCUGUUCGAUCCCAAAGAGCUCGCCGUUCCAUCAACAAAGACCACUACUUUCAACCCGAAAUCCGCCGUCGAAAAUCCAUAGAGAGAUUUGAUGGAACAAGAAGUGAAUUCCACAGCAAGAGGCUCUCAACUUCUCUUGAAGCUCCAAUGAAUGCCUUCGACGAAAGCCCCAAAAUAGUCGAAAUCGAUACCUUCAAGCCUCGGUCCAGAUCCCGCAGAAUAUACUCCUCAAAUUCAGAAUGUGGUGAGGAUUCGCCUUACCCCACGCUUUCGUCGCCUCUCCCGUGCCCAAUUCCCGCCCGUCUCUCAACACCCGAAUGCCAAAACCUUCAUGACCUAGAAUGGAACUUCACUGGCAACGAGUACGGGUUCGCCACCGCGCAAAGCACUCCGCGCUUCGCCAAGUCUGGCAGCUCGAAUGCGCCCGUGACUCCUGCAAAGAGCGUGUGCGCAGACAGCUUCUUCCGGCCUUACUCAAACUUCCCCAACUACAUGGCUAACACGCAAUCUUUCAGGGCUAAGCUGAGGUCCCAAAGCGCUCCGAAGCAGAGGCCGGAGGCCGGGCCGAUGAAGAGGCUUUCGCUGAAUGAAAUUAUGGCAUCAAGAAAUAGCAUCAGCGGGGUUAGGAUGCAGAGGUCUUGUUCUCAAAUUCAGGAAGCUUUGCAAUUUUGACGAAGUUUAUUUAUGCGAUUGAUGCUUUCCUUUGUGUAUGCGGAAGAAGCAGUAAGCAAUUUGCAUAGAGGAAGAAGGUGAGGAGAACAUAGAAGAUGGGACUGACUGAUCUAUUCUGUAAAAGCCUUCGUUCGUUUUCCUUUUCCAGUUCAAUUCUUAGGGACUGAUAGGAUAGAACACCGAGUGAUUCUGUAAAUUCUGAGUGAAAUAUGUAUCACUAUGACUUUGUCUUGCCUUAUCAACGAAAUGAGCGAGCAAUUUCAUGUUUGAAUUCUGUCAGCAUUGAAAGUUACCAAAACUAUUUCCUUCA
This is a messenger RNA of Malania oleifera, 2667 nucleotides long. RefSeq names its product protein IQ-domain 26-like. The record is from RefSeq and is a predicted model, not a curated record. Bases 1161 to 2357 code for a protein of 398 amino acids. Gene Ontology annotation, molecular function: protein binding. NCBI's taxonomy places the organism in Eukaryota, Viridiplantae, Streptophyta, Magnoliopsida, Santalales, Ximeniaceae. The transcript is spliced from 3 exons.